AUGAUUUUUUACGGAGUGGAAGGUUUUAUAGAUUUCUAUCGAAGAGCAAGAGGGGGCCUACGAAGUUUUUCAAAUGCACUUGCGGAUGUAUUAAUUUCUUCUAGAAAGAGCAGGAACCUCCUGUGAAGGCCGUCGCCUGAGGAGAUCUCCCGGUCGUAACGUGGGGAGAAGCAGGCCGCAUGCUUAUCAGGGCAAGCGGUUAGUGGAUCUGGUUGAAAGAGUGGCCCCAGUGAAUGAGGGCCGCCGCCUCUCAUGAUGUCACCUAGUAGACCAUAUAUAAGCGCUGGCCUUGUUGUUCUACGGAGAGCUAGCAGCAAGCAACUCCGUGGCCCAUGCGCUUGCGUUGCUGCGCAGGUUCGCAACAAAAAGGCACGCCGCCGCUGUGCUGUUCGUUGCCUGCCACUCGGGUGCCGCGGCUGCGCCUCGCGCGUCCGCAGGACGCGACCGGGCAGCAAGCCGAGUGGCACCGCCGACGAGCGCAGCUGCGCUACCGUCAGGGGAGCGCAGCCACCCAGAUGGCUGGCCACCCCACCCUCCCGGAUGCCGCCCCUUAUCCGAGCUCGGCCAAGCCCAUACCGAGAAUUAUAGCGCCGACCGUUGAUAGUGCGCGGCCACCCGGUUGGUCGGUACUAUGAAGAGCGCGCCACGACAGGCGAGCCCUGUGGCACCACUGAAACGGCCACACAGCAACACACUGGCGGCGCACAACCGCCCACGAGUUGAGCGCCCCCAGACAUGCAGAUGCUUGCUGUGGCUACGCAGUGCAAUUCCAAAUCGGACGAAAAUCUACGGCAGUCGUGGGGAGGUGUUGGUGUUCGCGAGGCACUACGUCCGACGCGCCUCCGAGCCGUGAGGGCACUCGGAAGGGUAGGAGAGAGGGACCGAGAGUGCACCUGCUCCGGGUGCGGGAGAUCCUGGCGAGACAGAUCCCACAAUGCACUGAGGCCCAUCCGUCCCCUUGUACGUGCGAUGUUUGUGCACAGUGGUCGGCAUCGCCUGUGGCUUCGAAAAUAAUAGAAAGAGCAGGAAGGGCUAGGGCAAGAAGUGCGUCAUGUGAAGAAAAAAAGAACCCUUGUAAAAUGCCACCAGAGUCCAAGGAAUUCUACGUGUAAACAAAAGAACGUGACGAUUAUCCUGAGUAAAAACGUACCCACACCAGAGUCAGGAUGGGGAAUCUGCUAGACAAAUCAGCCAGCUUUGGUUGUUUGGCAUGACAAGUUUGCCCGCGUAGUGUAGUGCUGUUGGAGCUAGUUUAGCAGCAUUACAGAUCUAGCCUCUCGCGCUGAUUGGAGCAUGACAAAUUUCAAAACCGCAUUAGAAAAUGCUUCUCAUGGGGCUCCGCAUGAGAAACAUUUUAAGCAUGCAGAGUUGCAUGACAACUAUGGCGUGGGUACUUACGUUUUUACUCAGGAUAACGAUGAUGAUGAUGAUUUUUUACGGAGUGGAAGGUUUUUAGAUUUCAUCAAUCGAAAAGGUCUACUACGAAGUUUUUCAAAUGCACUUGCGGAUGUAUUUCUUCUAGAAAGAGGAGGAAGAGCAAAAGGGGCGUCAUGUGAAGAAAAAAAGAACCGUUGUAAAAUGUAUGACCGGGCAGCAAUGGUCUUGCGAGCUUGUGAGUCAAGGCCAAGGAUGGUCGGUCUGUAUUUUAUGCAUCGAGUGCAAGCUCUUCCUCAACGGUAACCAGAACCGAAGUCAGAUCAGUGCAGCGGUGACGCAGGUUUUGCGUCAUUUUUCUGUUGCUGAAGAUUCUUCGAGUUCUCAGGGAGUCGCGCCCCUGCCGAUGGUAGCCUAUUUGAUUCUGCAUCUGUUUACCAGGGAGGCUCGUGUUGUGUUAACCUGGGGAUGCGGGGGAUUGAUGCUAUUUUGCCCUACGUGGCUUUGAUUUCCCAGGGGUCAGGAGACGUGAUGUCGUUCUGGCUGGGUACGUGGUUUUAUUCAGACAUCUGGAGAAGUAGAAACGAUCUCUACUUCGUACGGAUGCGUAUUCGAUCUAUUUGAUUGGGUGAUCCAAUCAUAGUGAUUCGGGUGUUCCGAUCACUGACUCUGGCUGUUUUGCUUCUUGCACUUGUUCGGCUCUGUGGCACUGGCGGUAACCAAUCCGUUAAACCUAAGAGAGGACCGGCGUGGGACGCAAAGCACUGGGGGCGUUUGGUGGAUGUUAAAUUUUGAUGGUUCUCAGUGCUAGGAGCCGAACUUGCGGCCAAGAUGUCAAAACAACUGUGGUCAGUGAUCGGAAAUCUUCUCCUUUUAUUUUCCGGCUGGGUAUGCCGUUUUCAAUACCAUUCCUGAUUUUUCCUUUCCGUGACUUUGUUUUCGCUUCAGGCCUUGAGGGUGAGAGCGCUAGGUUUCUGAGCAGACUUCGAUAUGUUAGGAUGCCGUGCUGCCCGAAUCCAAGGAAUUCUACGUGUAAACAAAACGUGAUGAUGAUCAUGAUGAUGAUUUUUUACGGGGUGGAAGGUUUUUAGAUUUCAAUCGAAAAGGUCUACGAAGUUUUUCAAAUGCACUUGAUGCGGAUGUACUUCUAGGAAGAGCGGGAAGGGCAAAAGGGCCGUCAUGUGAAGAAAAAUAUAGAACCGUUGUAAAAUGCCUGCAGUACUAUCAUCCUGCCGUGGCCGCUCUAAGAAACUAAAGGUGAACCACAGUGCAAAGAAACUUAACGAAAUUGAUGCUGCAUCGGUUUUUUGGUUCGAUAGCCCUCUCCUUGACAAAGUUUCUCGAUGUGAAUCUAGUUUAGAUUGUGAAUCAGUUGUCUGAAGAAUGAGAAAUGUGGAUGGCAAUUUUACCAAUACAGUCGCGAACUUGAUUUUUUUCUACAUAGUACCAAGAGCUCAAUUGGUCCUUCUGCGGACUGGCUUUUGGCUGCAGAUUAAUGAAGGUUAGUCUUUACAACUACCCUACAAUUUAUUACAAAUAUUUCGUUUCUCCCGAGGUAGAAGUGCCUCACCCUUCACCUGUCAAACCAUUACUUAAUCUCCCUACCGGCCUUCAGAAUCUAAAUCUAUUACCUCUCCACUAAAACCUACAUCCCUAAAUUUUUUUUGCGUCUCCGGUGCUCAGCUGCUCAUGCGGGCGACUUUCCUCGAGUGAAGUAAAGAUCUCUUUGCUUUACGGAAGCACCAGUGUCAGCAAUCUAACCUUUUGAACUUUUGUGUAAAAAGUACAGUACGAUGAAAAAGUCAAAUUGUUUGGCCAGUUUGUCGUCUCAAAAAGCGAUUGGAUAUUUUCAAGAGCCC
This is a messenger RNA of Amoebophrya sp. A120, 3233 nucleotides long. NCBI's taxonomy places the organism in Eukaryota, Dinophyceae, Syndiniales, Amoebophryaceae. The record is from the annotation of a GenBank genome assembly.